Messenger RNA from Lathyrus sativus (Indian pea), 1164 nucleotides. NCBI's taxonomy places the organism in Eukaryota, Viridiplantae, Streptophyta, Magnoliopsida, Fabales, Fabaceae. The record is from the annotation of a GenBank genome assembly.
AUGAAGAACAUAACUAGUAUAUGGCAGGGUCUGAAACCGGAGAUUUUAAUGGUGUUAGUGCAGAUUGCAAUUGCUGCUGUCAAUAUAAUAUACAAGCUUGCAAUAAAUGAUGGAAUGAGCAUGAGAGUAGCCGCAGCAUAUCGUCUCAUUUGUGCAUCACUUUUCACUAUCCCUAUUGCUCUUAUCUUUGAUAGGAAGAAUAGAGCAAAGAUUACUUGGAGUGUGCUCUCCAAGACUUUUCUGUGUGGAUUGUUUGGGGGAAGUUUGUAUCAUAAUCUUCAUCUUGAGGGUCUGGCUUUGACGUCCGCAACGUUUAUGUUGGUCACGUUCAACCUAAUUCCGGCCAUUACUUUCAUCAUGGCUGUAUGCUUAGGAAUGGAUAAAUUUAAUUUGAGAGCGGUAGAAGGAAAGACGAAGGUGAUUGGAACAUUAAUGGGAAUGUGUGGUGCAAUGUUGAUAAUUUUUUUUAAAGGUGUAGAAAUUCAUAUUUUGUCUUCCAAUAUCAACCUUUUGCAUCCACAUCACAACAAAAAUAAGCAAGUCACAUCUCACCAUGCUGACAUUCGUAAGAAGUUGUUAGGUGUAGCAGUUGCACUAGCAAGCAGUUGCUCUUUCUCUAUGUGGCUUAUCAUUCAGGCUAAACUGAAUCAGGAAUACCCUAGUCAUAAUUCAAGCGCAGCUUUAAUGGCCAUAAUGGGAGCCAUUCAAGCAACACUUAUAGCUCUUUUUGUUGAAAGAGAUUGGAACCAAUGGAAGCUAGGAAACAACCUCAGGAUUCUUGCCGUUGUUUAUCCAGGAAUUACAGUCUCUGGAUUAGUUGUUAUAACUAUGGCGUGGUGCAUAAGGAUGAGGGGCCCUCUAUUUGCAUCUAUUUUCAAUCCUCUACAACUCUUAAUUGUAAUUAUAGCUGCUUAUUUAUUGUUGGAUGAACAAUUAUAUUUGGGAAGCAUGCUUGGAGCAAUGGUGAUUGUGUGCGGUCUCUAUGCAGUACUUUGGGGUCAAGGCAAAGAAAUUAAAAAUAAAACGAAGAUAUUAGAAAUCAAAAGAAUGGCUGAAAAUGAUGAGCUUGUUGUUAUUUCCAUGCCUGUUCCACAUGAUAGUGUCAUCCAAAGCUACCAGAGUUCAACCAUUGUUAAAGAGAUCAAUGUUGUUAAUGAACAAUAA